AUGGUUUCGAUAGGGGCAUCUGCGAGGUUGCCAGUGACGAUAGCUGUGGCCAUGGCCAUGGCCGGUGUGGUAUUGGGUCACGGAGCUGGUGGCGAGGCAUCUCAGAAGCCACUGCAAGUUGAUCCAAAUGCAGAUUGGGCCACAAGACACAUGCAGAGCAGGUUCCUCCCUCCUGAAGCUGGAUCCUACGGCGAACAUCACAUCGACACCUUCGAUGCCAUGUCCUUCUUCUCGCUCCAUGAUUACGAUAACACUGGAUACUGGGACGAGCAUGAGAUCCUGAAGACUUAUGGUAUGGAGGACGAGACUGCGAAAGACGUGCCUCAAUCGAAGAAAGACGAGAUUGUCACGCAGAUCAUGAAGCUGAUGGACACGAAUGGGAACGGCAUUGUCGAAAGGUCGGAAUGGAUAGCCUUUACACAGGACGGGAAAGGCACCCUGCCGGAUUUUGGAACGGGUCCAGGUCAUCAUUGGGACAUGGAGAUUGAAUACGAAAUCCAUCACUGGGAAAAGUACCAUAAUGAGAAUACCAAGGAAGAGGACCUAAUCCACCCCGAAGACAUUGAACACUUCAGGAAACACGACGAAUUGGAGGAUGAAGCGGAGAGAGUUGCUCGGUUGGACAAGAUGCCUAUUGUGGAGCAGAAUAUUCCAGCCAAGUUCAGGAGGGAGUAG
This is a messenger RNA of Drepanopeziza brunnea f. sp. 'multigermtubi' MB_m1, 675 nucleotides long. NCBI's taxonomy places the organism in Eukaryota, Fungi, Ascomycota, Leotiomycetes, Helotiales, Drepanopezizaceae. The record is from RefSeq and is a predicted model, not a curated record.